Fusarium graminearum PH-1 is the source of this 1056-nucleotide messenger RNA. RefSeq names its product proteasome subunit alpha type 1. Gene Ontology annotation, biological process: ubiquitin-dependent protein catabolic process. The transcript is spliced from 3 exons. The record is from RefSeq and is a predicted model, not a curated record. Gene Ontology annotation, cellular component: proteasome core complex; proteasome core complex, alpha-subunit complex; nucleus. NCBI's taxonomy places the organism in Eukaryota, Fungi, Ascomycota, Sordariomycetes, Hypocreales, Nectriaceae. Bases 97 to 888 code for a protein of 263 amino acids.
UCCAACCUCGACUAUUAAUCCCAGCAAAGCUCACCACCACCACCCCGCCCUGAAUAACGUCUUUACGCAACAUUAAUCGGGCAGCUCGCAUUCAUCAUGUUUCGAAACAACUACGAUAACGAUUCCGUUACCUUCUCGCCCCAGGGCCGGAUAUUCCAGAUCGAGUAUGCUGCUGAAGCAGUGAAGCAAGGUUCCGUCGUUGUCGGUAUUGCCAGCAAGACUCACGCUGUAUUGUGCGCUGUCAAGCGAAACGCCGAGGAACUCUCAUCUUACCAGAAGAAGCUCUUCACCGUCGACGAACAUGCUGGUAUCGCAAUCGCUGGCCUUACCUCCGACGCCCGCGUUCUUUCCAACUUCAUGAAGCAACAGUGCCUCGGCCACCGACUCACCUAUGGCCGUGCCAUCCCCCUCCGAUCCCUCGUCGACAUGAUUGGUGAGAAGGCCCAGAUGAACACGCAGAUGUACGGCAAGCGACCAUAUGGCGUCGGUCUCCUAGUUGCUGGCGUUGACGAGCGCGGUCCCCACCUGUUCGAGUUCCAGCCCUCAGGCAUGACAGAGGAGAUGCUUGCUUUCGCCAUUGGCGCACGAAGCCAAAUGGCCCGAACAUACCUUGAGCGCAAUAUUGAUGCCUUUGCCGACUGCUCGAAAGAAGAGCUGAUUCAGCAUGGCCUCAAGGCCUUGAAGGAGAGUCUGGUCCAGGACAAGGAGCUUUCAGUAGAGAACACAUCAGUCGGCGUGGUGGGCAUCAACACAGUGGACGGCAAGAAGAAGGUCGAGCCAUUCAAGUUGUACGACGGAUUCUCGGUGCAGCCCUGGAUUGAAAGCGUUGGUGAGAACCAAGGCGGCGCAGAAGAAGGUGAGGGAGAAGGUAUGGACGUUGACAGCUAAACUUGCCACGAAUUAAGGUGCGAAAUACGGCGUCGGUAUAGAUCAUGUAGUAUUAUGCGCUGCAGAAGCAGCUUUUCAUGAAUCUUAAUCAUUCGAGAUCAAAGCAAGCGGUUAGGCAGGUUGGAUAACAACCGACAGACUUUAUGCUAAAGAGCUUAAGUUAAGUAA